GCGCUGGCGAGGCUCUCAUUAGUCGGCCACUCGGGGAGGGGCCGGGCCAGGUCACGCCAUUAAACCGGCUCCGGUCUCCGCCGCCGCCGCGUUACCUCGCUAGUGCGACAGGUGUUUGCGCUACGAGUUUACUGAGCCUCAACUUGAGGGUCCGAGUCCGGCACGAAGAUGCGCGCGCCCAUCCCAGAGCCCAAGCCUGGAGACCUGAUUGAGAUUUUCCGCCCAUUCUACCGACACUGGGCCAUCUACGUUGGUGAUGGAUAUGUGGUCCAUUUGGCCCCACCAAGUGAAAUUGCAGGAGCAGGUGCAGCCAGCAUUAUGUCUGCCCUGACCGACAAGGCCGUGGUGAAGAAGGAGCUGCUGUACGAUGUGGCCGGGACAGACAAGUACCAGGUCAAUAACAAACACGAUGACAAGUACAGCCCGCUGCCUCCCAGCAAGAUCAUCCAGCGGGCUGAGGAGCUGGUGGGCCAGGAGGUGCUGUACAAGCUGACCAGCGAGAACUGCGAGCACUUCGUCAACGAGCUGCGCUACGGAGUUCCCCGCAGCGACCAGGUCCGGGACGUGGUCAUGGCCGCGGGCAUCGCAGGAGUGGGCUUGGCAGCCAUGGGCUUGAUCGGGGUCAUGUUUUCAAGAAACAAGAGACAAAAGCAAUAAGCUGGAAUGACUGUCCCAUCAGCAAUGCCUUUAUAUGUGGGGGCAAAGGGAGCUUGUUUUGCAGGAGUUCAGGGCUUAGUUUGUGGAUUUCUUUCUGCUUUUAUAUAAGGCUUAUUUUCCCAGAAUAAAGCACUCAAGGGAGGGGUGUUAUUGGAGGAAAUGGAGCAAGCCACCCACUGUGAAGUCUGUGUGUAGGGUGAGUGGGUGGGGUCAGGGUGGGGAGGGACCUCUGGGCUGCCACUCUAUUUGCUGUGAGCUCUGUUCUUCUGACCCCAUUUUCUCACUUCUCUUCUGAUUGAGUCCCAGCACCAUCUUUUCCGGUUGGCUAAGGUGGCUCUUGCAUUGCCAGUGCCAAGUUUCUGAGAGAGAAUCUUGAUUGGCUCAGCCCACCAAUUAGUUCUGCCAACCCACUGGCUGUCUUUGAGCAGAUCACCUCACUCAGCCAAUAACUGCCUGUUGGCUUUGAGGUCACAUGGCAUGAACUGUGCCCUGACUUUUAAAGGUUGAGGGGGCGAACUCAGCCCGAGGGACAUAGGGCAAGCCCAGGGAAAGGAAUACAAAAAGUGUAGACCUCCAAGCUAACUGUGGAGGAAGAGGGCAGCAGGAGAAAGCAAAUGCAUGAAAAAGUCAAACCAAGAUGCUCAGUUAAGUUAAAAACAACCCAGCAGGAAAAAACGAAACUUUUAUAUAAUGCCGUGGAUAGAACUAACAAAUCGGAGGAACUGUUUCAGAUACUUUGGUAAUCACAAUAAGAGUACGUGGAAGUUGCUGGCAAAGUGAAGGUUAAGUGUCCCAUUGGCUUAAGAGACUACUACAGAGAACAUGGUCCACAGCCAACACCCUUGAAAUGCAAGGGCACAGGAAUAUUCCAUGACAGCUGUCCAGGUUCUUUAAAAAGCUUAUAUGAUUAAGGAGAAGAGAGGAUAUAUGAAAACUAGGAUCAGGGAAGUGUUGGAAGGAGAACAUCAAAAACAAAGUAUAAUUCAAGGUGACUGGGAAAGUUUGAGUGGGAACUGGGUAUUAAUAUGGAGGCAUUAUUAAUUUUGCUAAAACCUAAUAACAGUGGUGUUAGAUAUAUAUAAAAAUGUGCUCUAAUAAAAAAAUUAAUGCAGAUAAAAA
Ochotona curzoniae (black-lipped pika) is the source of this 1776-nucleotide messenger RNA. RefSeq names its product phospholipase A and acyltransferase 3. The transcript is spliced from 5 exons. Gene Ontology annotation, molecular function: glycerophospholipid phospholipase A1 activity; A2-type glycerophospholipase activity. The coding region runs from base 169 to 657 and encodes 162 amino acids. The record is from RefSeq and is a predicted model, not a curated record. Gene Ontology annotation, biological process: N-acylphosphatidylethanolamine metabolic process. Gene Ontology annotation, cellular component: cytoplasm. NCBI's taxonomy places the organism in Eukaryota, Metazoa, Chordata, Mammalia, Lagomorpha, Ochotonidae.